Messenger RNA from Galeopterus variegatus (Sunda flying lemur), 5201 nucleotides. It is a transcript of the gene RABEP1, whose product is annotated as rabaptin, RAB GTPase binding effector protein 1. Gene Ontology annotation, molecular function: GTPase activator activity; growth factor activity. The coding region runs from base 214 to 2550 and encodes 778 amino acids. Lineage: Eukaryota; Metazoa; Chordata; Mammalia; Dermoptera; Cynocephalidae. Gene Ontology annotation, biological process: endocytosis; Golgi to plasma membrane transport. Gene Ontology annotation, cellular component: endocytic vesicle; endosome. The record is from RefSeq and is a predicted model, not a curated record. The transcript has 17 exons.
CUUCAGCAACGGGUAGCAGAAUUGGAAAAAAUUAAUGCAGAAUUUUUACGUGCACAGCAGCAGCUUGAGCAAGAAUUUAAUCAAAAGAGAGCAAAAUUUAAGGAGUUAUAUUUGGCUAAAGAGGAGGAUCUUAAGAGGCAAAAUGCAGUUUUACAAGCAGCGCAAGAUGAUUUGGGACACCUUCGGACACAGCUGUGGGAAGCUCAAGCAGAGAUGGAGAAUAUUAAGGCUAUUGCCACAGUCUCUGAGAAUACCAAGCAAGAAGCUAUAGAUGAAGUAAAAAGACAGUGGAGAGAAGAAGUUGCUUCACUUCAGGCUGUUAUGAAGGAAACAGUUCGUGACUAUGAGCACCAGUUCCACCUUAGGCUGGAGCAGGAGCGAACACAGUGGGCACAGUAUAGAGAAUCUGCAGAGAGGGAAAUAGCUGAUUUAAGAAGAAGGCUGUCUGAAGGUCAAGAAGAGGAAAAUUUAGAAAAUGAAAUGAAAAAGGCCCAAGAGGAUGCUGAAAAACUUCGGUCUGUUGUGAUGCCCAUGGAGAAGGAAAUUGCAGCUUUGAAAGAUAAACUGACAGAGGCUGAAGACAAGAUUAAAGAGCUGGAGGCCUCAAAGGUUAAAGAACUGAAUCAUUAUCUAGAAGCUGAGAAAUCUUGUAGGACUGAUCUAGAGAUGUACGUAGCUGUUUUAAAUACUCAGAAAUCUGUUCUACAGGAAGAUGCUGAGAAACUGCGGAAAGAGUUGCAUGAAGUUUGCCAUCUCUUGGAGCAAGAGCGACAACAACACAACCAGUUAAAACAUACGUGGCAAAAGGCCAAUGACCAGUUUCUGGAGUCUCAGCGUUUGCUGAUGAGAGACAUGCAGCGAAUGGAGAUUGUGCUAACUUCAGAACAGCUCCGGCAAGUUGAAGAAUUGAAGAAGAAAGAUCAGGAGGAUGAUGAACAACAAAGACUUAAUAAGAGAAAGGAUCACAAAAAAACAGAUGUCGAGGAAGAAGUGAAAAUACCAGUAGUGUGUGCUUUAACUCAAGAAGAAUCUUUAGCCCAGUUAUCAAAUGAAGAGGAGCAUUUAGACAGCACCCAUGGUUCGGUCCAUUCCUUAGAUGCAGACUUACUGUUGCCAUCUGGAGAUCCAUUCAGUAAAUCGGACAGUGACAUGUUUAAAGACGGACUCAGGAGAGCACAGUCUACAGACAGCUUGGGAACCUCAGGCUCAUUGCAAUCCAAAGCUUUAGGCUAUAACUACAAAGCAAAAUCUGCUGGAAACCUGGACGAGUCAGAUUUUGGACCACUGGUAGGAGCAGACUCGGUGUCUGAGAACUUUGAUACUGCAUCCCUUGGGUCACUGCAGAUGCCAAGUGGGUUUAUGUUAACCAAAGAUCAGGAAAGAGCAAUCAAGGCAAUGACACCAGAACAGGAAGAGACGGCAUCCCUCCUCUCCAGUGUUACCCAGGGUGUGGAGAGUGCUUACGUGUCCCCCAGUGGUUACCGCUUAGUUAGUGAGACAGAAUGGAAUCUCCUGCAGAAAGAGGUGCAUAAUGCGGGAAAUAAACUUGGUAGACGUUGUGAUAUGUGUUCCAAUUAUGAAAAACAGUUACAAGGAAUUCAGAUUCAGGAAGCUGAAACAAGAGACCAGGUGAAAAAACUGCAGGUGAUGCUAAGGCAAGCUAAUGACCAGUUAGAGAAGACAAUGAAAGAUAAACAGGAGCUGGAAGACUUCAUAAAGCAGAGCACUGAAGAUUCAAGUCACCAGAUCUCUGCACUUGUCCUAAGAGCCCAAGAAUCCGAGAUCUUACUUGAAGAGUUACAACAGGGGUUUUCCCAGGCAAAGAGGGAUGUUCAGGAACAGAUGGCAGUGCUGAUGCAGUCACGGGAACAGGUUUCAGAAGAGCUGGUGAGGUUACAGAAAGAUAAUGACAGCCUCCAGGGAAAGCAUAGCUUGCAUGUUUCAUUACAGCAAGCGGAAGACUUCAUCCUCCCAGACACUCUCGAGGCACUUCGGGAGUUGGUAUUAAAAUACCGUGAGAACAUCAUUAAUGUGCGGACAGCAGCGGACCACAUGGAAGAAAAACUGAAGGCUGAAAUACUUUUCCUAAAAGAGCAGAUUCAAGCAGAACAGUGUUUAAAAGAAAACCUUGAAGAAACUCUGCAGCUAGAAAUAGAAAACUGCAAGGAGGAAAUAGCUUCCAUUUCUAGCCUAAAAGCUGAAUUAGAAAGAAUAAAAGUAGAAAAGGGACAGUUGGAGUCCACAUUUAAAGAGAAGUCUCAACAGCUUGAGAGUCUUCAGGAGAUAAAGAUCACUUUGGAAGAACAGUUAAAGAAAGAGACUGCUGCUAAGGCUACGGUUGAACAACUAAUGUUUGAAGAGAAGAACAAAGCUCAGAGAUUACAGACAGAAUUAGAUGUCAGUGAACAAGUCCAGAGAGAUUUUGUAAAGCUUUCUCAGACCCUUCAGGUGCAGUUAGAGCGCAUCCGGCAAGCAGACUCCUUAGAGAGAAUCCGGGCAAUUCUGAAUGAUACCAAACUGACAGACAUUAACCAGCUCCCUGAGACAUGACACCCUGACAGCAGGAUUCUAGCCUGCACUUUGGGUUUUUAACUCAUCUUUAGAGCAACAUUAAUUAUUAUUUAACUCUUAACUGAAGAAGCAGAAGUCACAACAAAAGGAAGACUGGAGAAAUGCUUAUUUCUAGUGGGAGAAGACUGCAGCACAGGAACAGCGAACAGCCAGGGUGAUUUGCAGCAUAAAGACCUUUCAAAUGGGAACACUAAUGAGACUCUGGACUUGAUUCCAAUGGGCAUGGGAUCAGAUCUGGUGAUAGAAAAAGUGCUGUUUCCUUGCCUGCUUUCUCCAACAUAGAUUUUUGGAACACAUUUUCCUACCCUACAGCAACAUCCCAAUAGUGUUUGGAAUUACAUUUUCUGUUAAUAGAUCUUGGGAGAGAUAAUUUUCUUUUUCUGUUGUCUAGAGCUCAUCAGUAACACAGCGUUCAGCUAGCAGACAGAGGUGUAGUAUGCUGUAUGAAUAUUUUAUAUUAAAAUAUGAAGUUUGAGAGCAGGCCAUUGGCUACUGACUGUAUUUCCCUUGCUUGGUGCAUUUUAUUUUCUUUUCACCAUUUUAUCUUGCAUUGGGGAACCUUAAAUGCUACUGAAACUUGCCUGAGAACCAUUAGACUAUGGCAAACAAAACCAAUUCACGAACCGAAUUAAUUAUGAGGAUUUGAAAACUUGGCUGGGGUUUUAUAUAUAUAUUGGAAGUUAACGUUAAAGGAAAAGCACAAGAAACUGUUUGGAAGCACUUUUUCUGAUACCUGGAUGAUCUUCGUGGGCCCAUAGGUACCAGAGUAAAGUUGAAUUGGCACCGUCUAUCUACUCUUUUCAAGUGUUUUGCUAUGUCUCACAACAUCUAGUAUACAUUUAUAAAUCAGCUUAUUUUCAUCUUGAAUCAAUGGGCUUGAAUACCGUUUGUUUCAAAUGUGUCAAAUACAAAAAUGGUGGUGACUGGGUUUGACAGAUACUUAUAUUCUGGGUCUAAAGAAAAAUACAAAGUGACAUUGCUUUCGGUGAAGCUGGGGAAAAGCCAGUUAGUAUACUGAUGUUUGGAAAUCUGCUUUGUCGGUUUACAAGAGGUUAGAUUCCAUUCCUGUUUGGAGAAAACCUCAAUUAAACAGGUUGUCUUUGCCAUAGAUUUGUGAAGUGUUGCAGAAGCACAAAGAAUGGAUUCGUGUUCACUAUUUACCUGCUGCAGUACUGUCCCAGGAAUAGCCAGUGGAAGACUGCCCUGUUUGUUUAAUUCAUUGUACAGAUGGUUCAAAAGUAAAAUAGUUUAACUGGUGUUGCCUAACAGUAGGGUACCUGAAGGAACCUUAUGGCAAUUAGUUAACUAAGUAGACUGUCUGGUUCCCUUAAAGCCACCACCAACUUACAGUUUAAAGUGAAUUGUCUUUGUUAUAAAUGAAGUCCUUAUGGACUUGCCCUAAAAAUCUUUACUUCUGUCUUCCACAGGACUACAUACCUCAUCCCUUGGGUUAUAAUGUUAUAGUUGUACAUUCACAAUUAUGAAUUUAAAAGUAAAUACUAAUUAUGGAAAUAGUGCUGUAGGCUUACCAUGCAUGAAACAUAAUUUAAAUUGGUUUAAAGUUCCUUUGUGUAAAAAGUGCUACUUGGUUUAGAUAAGGAAACAUAUCCUCAUUGAGUUACAGGGAAUUUUAUUUACAAAAUGCAAUCAAUUUGAAUUAUAUAAGGUUAAGAUUAGUCUCUUGGAUAGGCCCCAAGCUAAUUUGUUUCAGAUUAUUAAAAUUAGUGCUGUAAGUCAGGAUGGCUAACUCAUAAUAUUUUAUUUUCUAUUUUUUUUGCGGCUGGUCUAUAUGGGGAUCCGAACCUGUGACCCAGGUGUUGUAACACCACACUGCAACCGAGUUAAUUGGCCAGCCUGGGUAACUUAUAAUCUUUCUGAACCUACUGAACUACACUGCAGCUCCCAGUGAGCUGUUCUGCUAAGACUGGGUACCCUACAGCUAUUUUUCUACAGAAGAUGGUACUGGGGCAAUAAAAUCAUCAUGAUUAGGGAACUGUUAGUGGUCUCUAUGUGGCAGAUGCAAACUCUUAGAAUCCACUUUAUUGAGGAAAAUGUCCUAGAAAAACCUAUUUCUGAUAAUAAAACAAACUACUGUGACACUAUCCAGCUAGGAAACAAUUCUUUAAACUGGGUUUUCUGCAUAAAUUGAACUGAUUAAAAUCAGCUGGGUUUCAUGAGUGUUCCUGUGCUUGUGUUUAGUCUGUACACACGUUCUCACGCAUGUCUAACCUGAUUUACCUCUCAUCUGUAACAUACCUUCUCAUGUGGCUUUUAACUGGCAGCCACUCGGCCAUUUCUAGGCAGGUAUGGUAUUACCUUUCAGAACUCACAUUGGCAGGUAUGAAAAGAUGACCGAAAGCCAACUGAGGACAAAACCACAUUGCAUAUCACGCUCUUUCUUUCUCCCUUUGAGAUGCAAAACUUGCACCUCUACUUGCACUCAUCAACAUAGAGCAUGGGCAUACUCAGCUCUGAAAGGUAACACUGCCUGUACAGAAGUGAGCCAGCAGUGGUCUUUGCAACUGUGGAUCUUGAGCGCUGCUCUGAGAUUUCAGGUGUAACCAUUUGUUAAUUAUACUGAAGGUGUGUCCGUAAAGAGAAAGUGUUCAAAUUAAAAAAGCUACUGCUGA